AUGAAUCUCGACGAUGGACGCGCGCACGCGGUGACGGUGCGAACGGUGGAGACGGAGACGGUGGAGGUGGAGGAGCGACCGGUGCGCGCGGUGACGAGACGCGUGGUCGAUCGCGUUCGGGCGCCGCGAGCGAUGGGGGCGGAACCGGUGCCGGCGCCGAGGACGAUCGAUGAGAAUUCGAUCGAGACGCGGACGCGCGGGCGGUUGGCGACGCUCGCGGGGGCGGAGGAUCGAGUGGUGCGCGCGGUGGGGUCGCCGGGCGUGGGGGAGAUGGCGCCGCAAGAUGUCGCGGUGGCGCGAGCGAUGAACGCGCGGACGAGCGUGACGUAUAAGCGAUACGAGGACAUGGACGUGGAGGAGAAGCUGGAGACGAGCGAGAAGCGGUUGUUCGAGACGCAGGCGACGCUCGUGCGCGAGGCUAUGAAGCGUGAGGUGACGGAGAAUAUUCUGCGCGAGACGGCAAAGUCGUUGAGCGCGGUGAGAAAGGCGUCGCUGCAGGGACAGAGCGUGGAAACCACCGGGGGGGCGAUUCCGGGGAGCGUCGAACAUCAAAACGGCAUCUUGAUGCAACGCGUACGAGAGUUGACGGAAAAGAUGCAAUCGCUGAGCGCGAUACAUCAAGAAAAGGAAAGUGAAUUACAAUCGGUCCGUCGCUUGCUUCAGCAGCGCGAGAACGAGUUCGAUUUAAUCGGCGAGCGACCGGUUUCCAUCAACCUCGAGAUCAAGGAGUUCACGGACGAAGGGCAGUUUGAACUCAUCGAACAGACGCGAACGGUGCUCUCGCAGGCGCAGGAACAGGCGCAAGCCGUGUCCAAAUUGCGCCAGCUCGAUCGUCAGCGCACGCGUGCCCUGGGUGACCUAGUUCUCACGAUGGAGGCUAGGCGAAAAGAACUUCAAGAAAAGCUCAAAGAUGCUGGAGUGGCUGAGUACGAUGACGAUCGCGUUGCCGCAGCCGGGGGUGAGGGUUACGACGCGGCAAACUCGGGGGUCGUUUACGAUGGUCCAUUGACUUCGCCUUCCGGGAAGAGUUUCUACGUCACACGUACGGCGACGUUUUGGGAUCGGUUCUUUGGUAUCCAAAUCUGA
Ostreococcus tauri is the source of this 1086-nucleotide messenger RNA. Its product is annotated as unnamed product. The coding region runs from base 1 to 1086 and encodes 361 amino acids. The record is from RefSeq and is a predicted model, not a curated record. Lineage: Eukaryota; Viridiplantae; Chlorophyta; Mamiellophyceae; Mamiellales; Bathycoccaceae. The transcript has a single exon.